Messenger RNA from Archocentrus centrarchus (flier cichlid), 503 nucleotides. It is a transcript of the gene cox17, whose product is annotated as cytochrome c oxidase copper chaperone COX17. The transcript is spliced from 4 exons. The record is from RefSeq and is a predicted model, not a curated record. Gene Ontology annotation, cellular component: mitochondrial intermembrane space. Gene Ontology annotation, biological process: mitochondrial respiratory chain complex IV assembly. Gene Ontology annotation, molecular function: copper chaperone activity; copper ion binding. Lineage: Eukaryota; Metazoa; Chordata; Actinopteri; Cichliformes; Cichlidae. Bases 120 to 323 code for a protein of 67 amino acids.
CUGACACGUCACAUGACAGUCACAUGACUGUGAAACGCAAACACGUAUUCCCCGCGUGUUCGUUUCAGUUUGAAGGUGAAGCAUCAGCGUGAGUGUCGGCCUUCUCAUCACAUUAGAAGAUGUCAGCCCUGUCCGCUGCCAGUGUCGAGUCUGCAGCUGUGACUCAGAGCACGGAGCAGAAGAAGCCACUGAAACCAUGCUGCGCUUGUCCGGAAACAAAGAAAGUCAGGGAUGCUUGCAUCAUUGAAAAGGGAGAGGAAAACUGCAGGGACCUAAUUGAGGCACACAAAGACUGCAUGAGGGCACUUGGGUUCAAGGUUUAGUUGUUUUCUGCGUGUGUGUGUGUGCUGCUGUGACUGGAAGAUGACCCUGGGUAUUUUUUUUUCUUCUCCCCCCCCCUACACUUCUUAUUUAUACUGCCACUAUAUGAAAAUUAUUUUUCCAAGUCUGCAGAAUUUGAGUACUUCUGGUGUGAAAUUGAAUAAAAAUCCUAUGCAAUAAGA